Dalotia coriaria is the source of this 2470-nucleotide messenger RNA. Its product is annotated as protein disulfide-isomerase A5-like. Gene Ontology annotation, molecular function: protein disulfide isomerase activity. Gene Ontology annotation, cellular component: endoplasmic reticulum. Gene Ontology annotation, biological process: protein folding. Lineage: Eukaryota; Metazoa; Arthropoda; Insecta; Coleoptera; Staphylinidae. The record is from RefSeq and is a predicted model, not a curated record.
CUUUACUCCUUACACUCUUGUGCGAUGUUUGUGUACAGCUGUACUGCGAAUGGAUUAGUUGCGUGGCACAGACCGAAAUCGUAGGUUGAGAUUUACGUGCGCCGGCAAUUUAUGUCUUCACUUAAAAAAUCCGUACAAUGCACGCUGAUGCGUGUUUAUAACAUUUGUCACGUUUUGCGGAUGUAAACUCUCCUAAAAAUACUCGAAAUACACCGAAGAAUCUUGUUUAUACAUCAAUUUAUUUAUAUUUAGUUUAGUUAACUGUUUUCAACUGGGUUUUGUUGCAUUUUUGAGAGAUUAAACAUGCAGGUGCAACAUUUAUUAUUACUUUUCUCGAUUUGUGUACAACUUGCUCUUCCUAUCAUUGCCAAAAAUGGCAAAUCUCCAGUUAUUGACAACAUUAGUGACCACAAAGAUUAUAAGAAGCUGUUACGAACCAAGAAUAAUGUUUUAAUUCUCUUCACAAGCAAUCAGAAGCAAAGUGCAGAUAUUAUCAAAGUAUUUCGGGAAACAGCUGCUGCUAUCAAAGGAUUGGGCACAAUGGUGUUUAUUGAUUGUUCAGGUGAUUCUAAGAAAAUGUAAAAACUUAAAGUGAAUCCAGAACCACAUAUAAUCAAACACUACAAAGAUGGAGAAUUUAAUAAAGACUAUGAUAGAAGAGAUACAGUUAGUUCAAUGGUGAACUUCAUGAGAGAUCCAACUGGUGACAUUCCAUGGGAGGAGGAUCCUCUAGCAUCACAAGUUCACCAUAUAUCAGAUGCCACUUCGUUGGCGAAAUUUCUCCGAAGAGAAUCGAAACCUAUCAUGAUAAUGUUCUACGCGCCAUGGUGCGGGUUUUGCAAAACAUUGAAACCUGAAUAUGCGGACGCUGCCAGCGAGCUGCAAGGCAUUGGAAUUUUAGCAGCGAUUGAUGUCAACCGGCCGGAAAAUACAAUCGUGAGGUCACAGUACAACAUCACCGGAUUUCCGACACUAUUAUAUUACGAGCACGGCGUUUUGAAAUACACGUAUGAGGGUGACAAUACAAAGAAAGCGAUCGUUAGCUUUAUGAAUGACCCACAACCGACUGUGAAGAUCAAGGAACCCGAAUGGUCUGACACUGAUAGCGAAGUUGUGCAUUUGACGUCGACCAGUUUUGAGCCAGUGCUCAAAGAGGAAGCUUCGGUUUUGGUGAUGUUUUAUGCUCCUUGGUGUGGACACUGCAAGAGAAUGAAGCCAGAGUAUGAAGCUGCGGCUGCACAAUUAAAGCGUGAUGGGAUUCCUGGAAUGUUGGCUGCAUUAGACGCGACAAAAGAACAAUCAGUUGCGUCACAGUUCAAGGUGAAAGGCUACCCGACAGUGAAAUACUUCAGCUACGGCGAAGAAAAGUUUGAUGUGAAUGUCCGCGACGCACCUAAACUAGUGGCGUUCAUGACGGAUCCAUCGGAGCCACCAGCGCCGCCACCACCCGAGAUUCCAUGGUCUGAAGAACCCGGAAACGUCGUGCAUUUGGACGAAAAUAGUUUCAAACCGUUUUUGAAGAAAAAGAAGCAUGUGCUGGUCAUUUUCUACACACCAUGGUGCGGGCAUUGUAAAAAAACAAAACCUGAAUUCAGCAAAGCCGCCAAUAAGUUCGUUGACGAUCCAAAGGUAGAAUUUGCCGCUGUCGACUGCACUACAAGCUCAGCACUAUGCCACGCCAACGACGUGAAAGGAUAUCCAACGAUUAAAUAUUUCAGUUAUUACUCAAAGCGAGUGGUACAAUAUCGCGGUGGACGCACAACCGAAGAGUUUGUUAAAUUCAUGAUUGAUCCUGAGGCGGGUACUGGUGCUCCACCAGCGCUUCCACCUGGCGCUUCAUGGGGUGAAAUAAAAGGUGUGCUACAUCUUACUGAUAAUACAUUUAGCAAGUCGAUCAGCACGAAAGAACCUGUGCUUGUCAUGUUCUACGCACCGUGGUGUGGUCACUGUAAACGCAUGAAACCUGAUUACACCAAGGCGGCUGAGGAGUUGGGUAAUGAAGGCGCCACUUGCAAAAUGGCGAUGGUGGAUUGCACGCAGAAUCCGGAAGUUACGGAAACCUAUGGGAUCAACGGAUUUCCGACGAUUAAACUGUUCAUGAAUGGUAAGUAUGUGGAGGAUUAUCAUGGGUCGAGGACGACUGAUGAUUUGAAGAGUUUUAUGAAGCGCAUUGCGGUGGCGCCCAGGACGGAACUCUAAGAGUAAACUUAAAUUGAUGUUAAUUUUAUAUGCUGAAAUUUUCAAUUCCAAACUCAUACAUUCUAUUACUACACUAGCAGCAAUGGAAAAAAGUGUCAUGUUGUAUGUUUAUUGUUUCUAUAAUGCAGAAAAUUGUCUCAUUCUGAUUCGUGAAGAAUUAGAUUCUAUCUGCUGUAUGAAAUAUGUACAAAUUCUUGAAGUGAGUUUUAUUGUCAAAUAAAUAUUACACACAUUAAAUCAUUACAUAUGUAAUGUACCUGGUAAAUUUGAA